AUGCCUCCUCCAUAUGAAGAUACAGACGUCCGGACAGGACGAGCCACAGGAACGAAAAGCCCGGAACAAACAGCAUUACAGCAUGAAUUCCAAAUGCUAUCACCAGGAGCAGGAGCAGGAGCAGGAGCAGGAGCAGGCCGGGGCGAUAAAUCACAAGCCGCAGAGGCAGAGACCCUUCGCAGUCUAUCUCUGAGUCCGGCUCUCCGCGGCCGACUAUCACCCAUUCCACAUGGACCGUAUCAUCCCCCCGGGGUUGUACAUCUCACGACGGGGAAGAAACCAUCCGUCCUGAAGAGGUUUUGGAUCUCGAAUAAACCAGCUAUCCUUGUGGCUCUGUCACAGCUGUUCGGUGCGACUAUGAAUCUCAGCGCCCGGUUCCUCGAGCUGGAAGGCGAGGGCAUGCAUCCCGUGCAGAUGCUCCUCCUGCGACAGGGCGUCACAUCUCUCUGCUGUCUGGCGUACAUGUGGUGGAUGAGCAUACCGGACUUCCCGUUCGGCAAGAGAGAAAUACGAUGGCUUCUCCUUGCGCGCGGGUGCACUGGCUUCUUCGGCAUCUUUGGCAUGUGGUGGUCCAUGAUGUAUCUCCCCCUCGCGGACGCAACCGUCAUCACGUUUCUCGCCCCCGGCGUCGCAGGCUUCGUGUGCUAUUUCCUCCUCAAGCAGCCCUUCACACGCCUCGAGCAGCUAGCAACCCUAGUAGCCCUCCUGGGCGUCGUUCUCAUCGCCCAGCCCGCCGCUCUAUUCGCCAAAUCUCAACCUCCCGCCGACAAGAAGAAUUCCAGCACCGAGUCCAGAUCCCUCCCCGGGGCAGACCACGUAACCACGCCCCAGGAACGCCUUGUCGCCGUUGGCGUAGCCUUCCUGGGUGUUCUCGGCGCAGCAGGCGCAUUCACCACCCUUCGCGCCAUUGGAAAACGAGCCCAUCCCCUUAUUUCGGUAAACGUAUUCGCCAUGAUCUGCACCGUCAUAUGCGUAGCGGCGCUGGGUCUCGGUCCCGCCUUGGACAUUGGACAGCCGUCUCUGCGCUGGAUCCCACCGACCAGUCUGAAGCAGUGGCUGCUGUUGAUGUCCCUGGGCGGACUGGGCUUCAUCAUGCAGUAUCUCCUGACGGCGGGGCUGGCAGCGGAUAAGACGAACAAGGCGAACUCCAUGAUUUACACGCACAUGCUGUUUGCUGCGAGCUUUGACCGCUGGAUAUUCGGGCAUCGUAUGGGGUUGAUGAGUUUUGCGGGCUGUACGCUUAUACUUGGGAGUGCGGCGGGCGUGAUUUUUAUGAAGAAGGCUGCGCCGGUGCAGAAGGUGGAGGAUGUGGAAACGCAGAUGCAGAGUAAUUUGGUGGGUGAGGCGGAGGGGUCGCCUAUGUUGGUGGGUGUUGGGGGGUAUACGGAGAGUGUGAAUCUGGAGAGGAUUAGAUAG
This is a messenger RNA of Pochonia chlamydosporia 170, 1416 nucleotides long. RefSeq lists its product as hypothetical. Lineage: Eukaryota; Fungi; Ascomycota; Sordariomycetes; Hypocreales; Clavicipitaceae. Bases 1 to 1416 code for a protein of 471 amino acids. Gene Ontology annotation, cellular component: membrane. The transcript has a single exon. The record is from RefSeq and is a predicted model, not a curated record.